Acanthopagrus latus (yellowfin seabream) is the source of this 6960-nucleotide messenger RNA. RefSeq names its product protocadherin 19 (gene pcdh19). Gene Ontology annotation, biological process: homophilic cell-cell adhesion. Gene Ontology annotation, molecular function: calcium ion binding. The transcript has 5 exons. The record is from RefSeq and is a predicted model, not a curated record. Gene Ontology annotation, cellular component: plasma membrane. Bases 1469 to 4765 code for a protein of 1098 amino acids. Lineage: Eukaryota; Metazoa; Chordata; Actinopteri; Spariformes; Sparidae.
GCUCCCAGCCCUCCCGUGUAACCCCUGAUUGGCUGAGGGGAUUGCGGGUCCUGAGACUGAGCGCUCGGCUCGGAGCUGCGCGUCCGCCAGUGUGCACCAGUGAAGCGAGAGGAGCGCUCGUCGGAGUCAACUAGACAGCCUACUGGCAACGAGUGGUGAUUUCUUUUUUUCCCCCCUCUCUCUUCUCUCUCCUCCUCUCCUCUCUCUUUCUCUUCUCUCUCCCUCGCCUUCAGCCGGGCUGGAUACAAGCGCCCAGUGCUCCUACUUCUCUGCUGCAGCCUCAACAUGAGAUGCGUUUUGUACAUACACUAGAGGCUCCUGCAUCGGGUUUUUUCUUUCUUUUUUUCUCCUCACCGGCUACAUUUUCAUCGGAUUUUUGUUUGCGUGAGCGUUGCAUGGACUAAUUAUCGGGAUACGUUGCAGCCCACCUUCUAUCUCCCCUUUUUCUUCCCCCUCCGGAGGAAAUUAAUUAGUAAGUAAAAAGACUUGCGGAGGGGACCGGAGAGCCAAUCUGCUGGAAAUAAAAAGAAAGAGGUAAUCGGGACUUCAGUGAUGUGAUGAGACAUUCCUGCAACUGCACCCUCGUUCUUUAGGCACAGAUAUCCGGACUUGAAGCUGUUGAAUUAUUUUGUCACUGCAGAGCCUUUUUCUCUGUGUGUGUGUGUGUGUGAGAGAGAGAGAGCAGUUUGAAAGCCCAAAGCUGCCGACCGAAGAGGACAUUUCACCACUGCUCUGUAAAAAAAAAAGAAAAGAAAAGAAAAAAAUCACCCAAAGAUGAAGAUGUUUAUCCAAAAUGCGUCCUGAGUGUCCGCUGGCACCGAGGCGGAGAAUUUAACGCAGGACUUCUUCAUCACUUCAUCUGCUCGGAAGAUUUUGCUUAAAAUUUUUCUGGACUUCAUUAUUAUCUUUUUUUUUUUAUUGUUGUGCGUGUGUGACUCACUGGAAUUCUCUUUUACGCAGUCUGAGCUUUUCUCCACCUUGACUUGAGCAAAAAAUAUAUAUAUAUAAAAUAAUGGACAGUUCAUCGUGAGUCAUGUGUAAGAGCAGUUUGCCGCUUGAUACGAGCUGCAGGGAUUUACAGGGCUAAACCCAGUGUUGUGAGGAAGGUUCAGCAUGUUUUCACAUCUCUGUCGUCCCCAAUGUUUCGCCCGCUGCAGUAGACCGGAGGAUGUGCUCUGCCUGAGAAGAGUAAAAUAGGCGAAGGCACUUGUUACAAAUUACAGCUCUCUCGCACCAUGAUAUAAUUUACGCACAAACACACACACUCACGCACGAGCUAUUCGUCGCCCAUACACUUCUUCUUUUUUUUCGCCCCCCCCGGACACUUUAAAUGAGAUGAUUCAUUUGGAGCCGUUUUCCUGUUUUUCUCCGACGCGCAAAUCUUUGUGCGUAAAAAUCAAGGUCUGUUAUUAGGCAGAGGAAGAAAAAAAGAGAGAGAGAGAGAAGAAAAAAAAACUCAACAGGUACAAUGCAAACCAAGGAGAUGGAAUUAAUACAACUCAUUGCUGUGUUGCUCUUGUUUUGGGUCGGGGCUGAGGCUGUGAUCAACCUGAAGUAUGGAAUAAACGAGGAGAUGAAGCCCGGGUCGGUGAUUGGAAAUGUGACAAAGGACGCGCUAAAGCAAGGAUUUCAGAUCGCACCGCAGCCCCCGUACUUGAGGGUUAUUUCCAAUUCAGAGCCACGAUGGGUGGAACUCAGUCCAGCCGGAAUCCUUACAACCCAGAUGAAAAUAGAUCGGGAUGUAGUUUGUCGACAGAACCCAAAGUGCAUCAUUUCCCUCGAAGUGAUGUCAAACUCGAUGGAGAUCUGUGUCAUCAAAGUUGAAAUUGAGGAUUUGAACGAUAACGCACCCAGAUUCCCGACAAGCCACAUUGACAUUGAGAUUUCUGAGAACGCUUCCCCUGGUACCAGGUUUCCCCUAGAGGGGGCAAGCGAUCCGGACUCGGGGAUCUUUGGAGUGCAGUCGUACUCCAUCACCCCGAAUGAGCUUUUCGGACUAGAAAUCAAGACCAGAGGGGACGGGUCCAAAAUUGCUGAGCUCGUCGUGCAGAAAUCGUUAGACAGGGAGACCCAGUCCCACUACACGUAUGAAAUCAGCGCAGAGGAUGGAGGAGACCCUCCUAAGAUAGGCGCGGUCCAGUUAAACAUCAAGGUAAUUGAUUCUAAUGACAACAACCCUGUUUUUGACGAGACGGUGUACACAGUGAACGUGAUGGAGAAUUCCCCCAUCAACACAUUAGUCAUAGACCUGAACGCGACGGACCCCGACGAGGGCACCAACGGGGAGGUUGUGUACUCGUUUCACAGUUACGUCACCGAGAAAACGAGGGACGCGUUUAAGAUUGACCCCAGAACCGGGAUCAUCACCGUCAACGGGGUUUUGGAUUACGAAACGACGCAGAUAUACGAGAUCGACGUGCAGGCCAAAGAUUUAGGUCCCAACUCCAUCCCGGCUCACUGCAAAGUCACGGUGAACGUGAUGGACACGAACGAUAACCCACCUGUCAUCAGUCUGCUCUCGCUCAACACGGAGAUGGUGGAAGUUAGCGAGAACGCGCAGCGCGGGUACGUGAUCGCGCUGGUGAGGGUGUCAGAUAAGGAUUCUGGGGCGAACGGCAAAGUGCAGUGCAGGCUGCAGGGCAACGUUCCCUUCAGGCUGCAAGAGUACGAGAGCUUCUCCACCAUCCUGGUGGACGGCCGGCUGGACCGAGAGCAGAAGGACACAUACAACCUGACCAUCCAGGCGGAGGACAGCGGCACCCCGCCUUUACGCGCCACCAAAUCCCUGGUAGUCAAAGUCACAGAUGAGAAUGACAACCCUCCCCACUUCCUCAAGCCACACUAUCAAGAGAUGGUGAUGGAGAACAACCUCCCCGGGUCGUGUCUGCUCGCGGUGUCAGCAGAAGACCCGGACCUGGGGAUGAACGGCACAGUUUCCUACUCCAUCGUCCCCGGUGAGAUUAAGCACAUGGAUGUAAACACAUACGUCAGCAUAAACCCAUCAGGCCGCAUUUACUCCAUGAGAUCCUUCGACCAUGAGUACACCAGGACUUUUGACUUCAAAGUUUUGGCCAGAGACAAUGGCAACCCCUCCCUGUCCAGCAACGCCACGGUGCGCAUCGUUGUCCUGGACGUGAACGACAACACGCCCGUCAUGACGAACCCUCCGCUGGUGAACGGCACGGCGGAGGUCUCCAUCCCGAGAAACGCUCUGGUGGGCUACAUGGUGACCCAGGUGAAAGCGGACGACUACGACGAGGGGGAGAACGGCCGGCUGACCUACACCAUCUCGGAGGGGGACAGGGCCUUCUUCGAGAUCGACCAGGUGAACGGAGAGGUGCGCUCCACCCGGAUGUUCGGCGAGAACGCCAAGUCCACCUACGAGAUCACGGUGGUGGCGAGGGACCACGGCAAGCCCUCCCUGUCCGCCUCGGCCUACAUCGUGGUCUACCUGUCCCCGGACCUGAACGCGCAGGAGCCUAUCGGACCCGUCAACCUGUCCCUCAUCUUCAUCAUCGCUCUGGGCUCUAUCGCCGCCAUCCUCUUCGUCACCAUGAUCUUUGUGGCGGUCAAGUGCAAGAGGGAUAACAAGGAGAUCCGGACGUACAACUGCAGUUUCUUCUACUUGCGCAGGGUGGCGGAGUACUCAUAUGGCAACCAGAAGAAGUCCAGCAAGAAGAAGAAGCUGAGCAAGAACGACAUCCGCCUGGUGCCGCGUGACGUCGAGGAGACGGACAAGAUGAAUGUGGUGAGUUGCUCAUCUCUCACCUCCUCGCUCAACUACUUCGACUACCACCAGCAGAGCCUGCCGCUGGGCUGCAGGCGCUCCGAGAGCACCUUCCUCAACGUGGAGAACCAGAACUCGCGCAAUGCGGCCCCCAACCAUGGUUAUCAGCACCCGUUCACUGGGCAGAGCCACCAGCAGCCAGACCUCAUCAUCAACGGCAUGCCGCUGCCAGAGACGGAGAAUUAUUCCAUCGACUCCAGUUACGUGAACAGCCGAGCCCACCUCAUUAAAAGGCCCCCAUGUAGCACGUCGACGUUCAAGGACCUGGAGGGGAACAGUCUGAAGGACAGCGGCCACGAGGAGAGCGACCAGACCGACAGCGAACACGAUGUCCAGAGAGGACACUAUGUUGACACGGCUGUCAAUGAUGUGCUGAACAUGACCGUCCCCCCCAAUGUUUGCCAGCUGCCAGACCAAGAUCCCAGUGAAGGCUUCCACUGCCAGGACGAGUGUCGCAUCCUAGGCCACUCUGACCGCUGCUGGAUGCCCCGCGUCCCGAUCCCGGCACGUGCCAAGUCGCCUGAGCACGCCCGUAAUGUCAUCGCUUUGUCUAUCGAGGCCACCACAGUGGAUGUGCCCCACUACGAGGAUGGCACCAUCAAGAGGACUUUUGCCACCUUCGGCAAGGAUGGGCCUGAGGACGUGGAGCGGGGAGAGAUAAAGGGGAAGCGGACUCAGGAGUCUCAGGUGUGUAGCCCCAAGGCCAAUGGAGGGGCUGUCCGUGAAGCUGGCAACGGUCGCGAGGCAGCCAGCCCCAUCACUUCCCCCGUGCACCUGAAGAGCCCGGUGUCCAAGCCGUCAUCUGCCUACAACACGCUGAAAUGCCGCGACGCAGAGCGAAUCGCCAACCACAGCCUGCUGCGGCAGCCGGAGGGGAAGGACAGUGAGCCAGCUGUCAGGGAGAUCAACACGCUUCUCCACGAUGGCCGAGACAAGGAGUCCCCCAGCAGCAAGCGCCUGAAGGACAUUGUGCUUUAGCGAGCUUCUCUACGACACACACCGACAUGCAUACACACAUACAGUGUAAACUCACAUAUAUGUACCCCGCAAUAGCUGUGUGUACACUGAAGAAAGUCAGGCUGUGGAAGUAGAGAGACACACCCAUUUUGCAGUAUACAAUAUUCACGAACCAGCCCGGGCUGAGGAUGAUGAACUGUAGUAUGCUGCAGCUAGUUGUGUGCUCAAGCCGAGGUAGUGGAUGUGGCUUUGUUGUAGUCGCAGUACUUUUUCCUUGUUUGCUUUUUGUUCAGUUUUCUUUCUAUCAGUCUGCAAUCAGUGGACAGGCAGGUUACUGUUGACUGCAUGGACAUGGCCGACGGAGCUCUCCAGCCCUUUGCGCCAAAGCAGGACACUGCGUGUUUGGACACCCGAGGUGCCACUUCUUAAGUACAGUUAUGCCUUUUGAACUACUUUUGUAUCACAAACUGAUAUUUGCCUUCUUUGGUUUUGCAGUUUGUUCUAGCUGUCAAAAUCGCUCUUUGUUCCUUUGUAUAGUGAGCUUCAUCAAUGUAACAAACCACAGACGUACACAGGAUUCAUCUUAAAAUAUCCUCAAUUUACUCCUUCAACAGUUUUCAGUGCUUUCGGGAGAAGGGAAGGGAGGCCUCUCAGUCUCAUUUGCCAUUUUUUUUCUCUGACUAAUAAGAGAAGCUUUCUCCGCGUAUUCCCUGAGGACAUCCUAGUGUCAUCAGACUGUGAGGUCUUUACAGUAUUUAUAUUUUAUCAAGGAUGGAGCUAAAUGAACUCUCGCUAUCUGCCCAGCCGCCCCUGAACGCUGGAAGUGGGACAGACAGAUCCAUGUGUUCGAAUUGAGUUGUAUGAAAAAAGACUUCCUGCUUUUGAAAUCUCCUGUGCCCAACCUUGAUUGUAGCCAGUGGAGCACAAAUUAGAAACUUGUGCUCUGGUCUUGUACUUUUUUUGACUUUUGACUAUGGGGCUAGGAUAGAAGGGAUCGUCACUCAUGUCUUGCUAUGUGAAACUCUCUAUAGGGUUUACUAUUAUCAUUUUUAAUAACCCGUUGUUAUGUGACAAUCCCUUUAAUGUUUUGUUUCAAGAGAAAAAAAACAAAUAAACAUUGGUGUUCAACUGAAGCUACAGUAGCGUUUGUUACACAAACACAAAAAUAAAAAAAACAUAUAUGCCAAAAUAUAUUUUAUAAAUAAUUUAAAAAUGUAUAAUGAGAAUAUUUAAUGCUGUGUAGUUAUUUUAUGAGUAAGUUAUACUUGAAAUUAACUUGCUUUUGUUCAUUUGUCUUUUGCUUUUAUAUUGAAAACCUGAUUUUGUUUUUUUUUUUUUUUAUUUUCAAAAAUGGAACUUGGAUUAUUAUUUUUUUGUUUACUGUGUGACCCCCCCCCCCGCUCCCCCCCUCCUGGCAACUGUUGCAGUCUACCUUGUUGUAAAGAGUUUCUUAUUGGUCAGUUCUUGUGCCAUCAAGUUUCUGUGUGGGCUACUAGAAAAUGUACAAAAAAGACAAAAAAAAGAAAAAGAAACAACAAAAAAAAAAAGAAAAACAGCGUUAUCAGCACCAACAUUAGUGUGUCAGUUCAAUGAGCUUAGAGUGAGAUAGCAAAAAGAAAACCAAAAAAAGAUGCAAACAAAACCUUAACGAUUGCAGGAUGUUGCUUAAAUCUUAGUAUCUAAGGAGGAGAAACAAAAAGGCUCCCAGUGUUCUUCAAGCUGGUAACAGGGUUCCACCUAUUUUAUCUGUCUAAUGAGUCGACUUCCCUGUUGUUGGCCCCGGUCGAGUUUAAACGAGACUUUGUCAGCUUCAACUGAGGGCAUUUGGACGUGCAGACUAGCUUUGCUCCGCGCUGCUGUCACCAUGUGCCAUCUGUGUUCAGUUGAUCUCAAAGAUAGUGUUGAGACCAGAGUGGUAUGAACAGGCCCCCCCCCCUCCUGCGAGCACCGCACAACAGACUGGGUGGAAUCGUGUUUGAUCGAACUAAGGUCUUGAAAGAACCGUGUUGCACAUCAGCAAUGUGGUUUUAUGUUGCUUUGCAGUAAACUAUGUACAAUGUGGAAAAAUAUGAAUGAAAAAUGGACAAAUUGCAUACAACAAAACUAGAUCUUGUAGCUGAAUGUUUUGCUGGUCUCACCCAUGGCUUCUGGCAACAUGAAAAUCGGAAUAAUCACUGAAUGUAUACAGCAGCUUAUAAUUAAACUAUUAAAUGUUC